AUGAAUCGAUUACAAUUGGCUAGAUAUACAACGAGGCCAAUGGCCCUCGCAUCGACUUCAAGCAUCCCUCAGAGAUCGUUACAGACUCAGAUACCGACUGGCAACCGUAACGAGACUCAGAUUAGAAAAGCCUCUACAGGUGCUGGAAAGGCACUUACUCCUCGCACAUACCCAGCUUCCUUGGCUGACGAGAAACCAAGCAACUUGGUCGAUUAUGCCUUAACAACUGUAGAUAAACUAGCCAAUUGGGCACGAACAGGCUCUCUCUGGCCCAUGACAUUCGCCCUCGCCUGCUGCGGUAUCGAAAUGAUGCACGUCUCAAUGCCACGAUACGACCAAGACCGCCUUGGAAUCAUCUUUCGCGCCUCGCCACGUCAAUCAGACGUAAUGAUCGUAGCAGGAACCCUCACAAACAAAAUGGCUCCAGCUCUCCGCCAAGUCUACGAUCAGAUGCCCGAGCCGCGGUGGGUCAUCAGCAUGGGAUCUUGCGCCAACGGCGGAGGAUACUAUUACUACAGCUACAGCGUCGUACGGGGAGUUGACCGUAUUGUUCCAGUGGACAUUUACGUCCCUGGAUGCCCUCCUACUGCUGAGGCUCUCAUGUAUGGGGUGUUUCAGCUUCAGAGGAAGAUUCGGAGCAGCAGGCCAUCUAGGAUCUGGUAUCGAAAGAGAUAG
Molecule: messenger RNA, 675 nt
Organism: Fusarium pseudograminearum CS3096
Lineage: Eukaryota; Fungi; Ascomycota; Sordariomycetes; Hypocreales; Nectriaceae
Exons: 3
Coding region: 1-675 (224 amino acids)
Biological process (GO): mitochondrial respiratory chain complex I assembly; electron transport coupled proton transport; aerobic respiration
Molecular function (GO): quinone binding; NADH dehydrogenase (ubiquinone) activity; 4 iron, 4 sulfur cluster binding
Source: RefSeq, a predicted model, not a curated record